Molecule: messenger RNA, 1688 nt
Organism: Colletotrichum navitas
Lineage: Eukaryota; Fungi; Ascomycota; Sordariomycetes; Glomerellales; Glomerellaceae
Product: Sucrase/ferredoxin-like-domain-containing protein
Exons: 3
Coding region: 303-1361 (352 amino acids)
Source: RefSeq, a predicted model, not a curated record
UAUGCUCUGCUGUAUGCUCUGCUGUAUGCUCUGCUGUGUGCUCUAGCUUGUGACAUCUCUAUACCCCACCUCCCGCCCGCCGCCUUUCGGAAAGGUGGGCCGAACGACGCCGCGUGUCCCCCUCAUCCGGGCCACACUACCUAUCGUACACAAUUCUCCAGCUCUUUAGACUGUCACUGCCCAUCCUCUCUUUGACCUCCCGUCUCCCCCCCCCCUUUUUUUUCCUGAGGAGAGUUCGUCUCACUGUUCUGCAAAAGUCAAAGGCUGGAGCGAGUCUAUUUCCGAAAACCACAACAGGCAUCAUGACAUCCACUUUGAAGUCGCUCGUCACUGGCGCCAAGAAGUUCGCCCUCGGCACAGCUCACGCGGCGCCUGCGCUCGAGCUAUUUCCCAAGACGGACCCUGCCGUCGACGGCGACGAUUGCGACCACGACUGCGAGAGCUGUAAUGUCAAGUACCCUAAAGGCUUCAAGAUUGAAAAGAGCGACGAGCUGUAUGGCCAUAUCAAGAGAUGGAGCACCCACGCCCUCGUUGCGACGGGCAAGAGUGACUGGGUGAGGGACGUUGCGGACGAAAAGGGGAGUGUGAUGGAAGCCAUUGACAAGGCCGCCGCACCCAGUAAUGGAAAGCUGAUGCUGUCCGCUUCCAACAUCCCUACCCCGACACACUCGAGCAACUAUUCGGAACCCACGACCGUCCUUCUGCUUCCCGCCUUCGUCAUCAUCGACAACGUCACGCCCAAGCGGGUUCCCAAGCUCAUCACCGAGUUCGUCGACAAGGCACCGACCAACAGCUCCCCCCUCGCGCCCCUCACCCUUCCCGCGUCCGUUCCCGUGGAGUCGUCCAAAGAGGCCGCGAAGGGCAUACCCCCUGAGAUCUCCCGGCGUCCGUGCCCGCACAGCGCGCUGAUCCUCCUCUGCUCGCAAAAGACGCGCGACGCGCGGUGCGGCCAGUCGGCUCCACUGCUGCGCAAGGAGCUGGAGCGCCACCUGCGGCCCCUGGGUCUCUUCCGCGACCUGGACGAUGAGCGGCCCGGCGGCGUGGGAAUCUACUUCAUUUCGCAUGUCGGGGGCCACAAGUACAGCGCCAACGUCAUGGUCUAUCGCCGGCCGGACGCGUUCGGCCUGGACGGUGUGGAGCGGGCGAAAGCGAGCGAAGACGAGCUCGUGCCGAAGCCGAGGACGGCGGCCCUUCCGGAGACGGAGGACGUGGGCGCCGCACAGUGCAUUUGGUUGGCGAGGGUCAAGCCGGAGGACUGCGAGAACCUGGUGCGGUACACGGUCCUCCAGGGCAAGGUUGUCAAGCCCGAGACGCAGCUGCGCGGCGGUUUCGACCGCGCAAAGGGGAAGAUGAGCUGGUAAGAGAAGGCGGGGCUUGGACGGAUGGGUAUCAUUCGUCAUCGGAGUACAAUACAUUUAAAGAAUCGCAUUCCACAAAGGGGGUUAGAGCUACGGAAUGCUAGUGUGUUUGGGCGUUUGGCGUGUAUACAACGAGGCAAAAGGACUAGCACAGUUCUACGUAGAAGAGCUUUACGAGAAGGACAAUUGCUGUCACGGCUUUUUAGAGGCUUAUGCUGGAUCAACCUUGAUGAGCUGAAAUGUUGCGAUCGCUUUGUGGCCCCAAUUUGUAUUGGGAAUAGUAAGAGAGAGCCAUAGUCGACCGGAGGACGGGUCCCGCUCACUACCGGC